AUGGUUCAAGGCCUAACUCAAGUUAUCGCGAACGAUAACAAUCCACUACUUAAACUUCAUCGUUUUGAUCAAAAUCAAUCUCAACAUCAACAAGCUCAACCUCAAGGAAAGACGAGGAGAGUGCAGUAUAGAGGUGUUAGGCAAAGGCCAUGGGGCAAAUGGGCCGCUGAAAUAAGAGAUCCGAGCAAGGCUUCUCGCGUCUGGCUCGGAACCUUCGCAACCGCCGAAGCGGCCGCCUUAGCUUACGACGAAGCUGCUCUUAGGUUUAAAGGAAGCAAAGCAAAGCUUAACUUCCCCGAAAGAGUUCAUCGAACACCCGAAUCCGAUUGUCUCACAACUAGCCACGAAGUCGAACCAUUGGCACCACCGCUAGGUUUAGCUCCUCCAUCAUCACUUUCUGAUCAGUACGCACAGCCACAGCUUUUUGGCGGCGGAAGCAAUGGUUUAAACUAUGGUUUAUCAGGUGGUGAGUAUGGUGGAGCAGUCGGCACAAUGUUUACUUCAUACUCCACAACCCUAUCUUCAUCUUCAUCUUCCACGAUGUUAACAUCUCGACAGCAACCACAACAAGAGCAAUUGGAGUUCGGUGGCUCAUCUCCGAAAUCGGAUCCCGGUAAGAACAAGGGAGAGAAAUAUGAUUAUUACUAUUCAAGAAAACAGUACAAUUGA
This is a messenger RNA of Hibiscus syriacus, 669 nucleotides long. Its product is annotated as ethylene-responsive transcription factor ERF115-like. Gene Ontology annotation, molecular function: DNA-binding transcription factor activity; DNA binding. The record is from RefSeq and is a predicted model, not a curated record. Gene Ontology annotation, biological process: ethylene-activated signaling pathway; regulation of DNA-templated transcription. The transcript has 2 exons. NCBI's taxonomy places the organism in Eukaryota, Viridiplantae, Streptophyta, Magnoliopsida, Malvales, Malvaceae. The coding region runs from base 1 to 669 and encodes 222 amino acids.